This is a messenger RNA of Hordeum vulgare subsp. vulgare (domesticated barley), 3714 nucleotides long. RefSeq names its product glycosyltransferase family 92 protein Os08g0121900-like. Bases 350 to 2131 code for a protein of 593 amino acids. The transcript is spliced from 6 exons. The record is from RefSeq and is a predicted model, not a curated record. Lineage: Eukaryota; Viridiplantae; Streptophyta; Magnoliopsida; Poales; Poaceae.
AAAAAGAAAAUCAAACCAUCAUCGUGACAUAAAACCAGCCUGAUCUUUUUUUUUUUUGAGAGAGUCGAACCAGUCUGAUCUUAAUAACGUGAUCAGAAAAAAAAAAGAUAAAGACUCGACCACGGGCGGGCUCGAAGGAACAGCUGGCGUCGAACCGAAACCUGGCUGCGUCGGUCUGUCCGUAGCCUGUACACACAUACGUAGAAAAUACGCUACAGUAUACGUAGCGAGCACGCUACCGUAUUCGACGUAUAAUACCUAGCGUCGACGCCCUAAUUCGGCAAAUCCACAGCUUUUUCGUCGCAAUCACGCGCGAACAAGAAUCUCCAGCUCCAAUCGCCCCGCCGCCAUGGCGCACCACCGCCGCCGCAGCUGCCUGCGCCGUGUUGCCACCAUCGCGGGCGGCGUGUCAGCCGGCCUCCUCCUCCUCGCCGGCGGCCAUACCUACGUCCACGGUCAGCUCUUCUCACCGGGCUUGCUGCCCCUUGGCCUCGGCGGCGGCGCCGACUGCUUGCCGUCCUUCGCCCCGCCGUCCUUCGCCCCGCCGCCCUUCGCCCUCUCGCCGCUGCCGCCCUACCUCCUGUCGGAGGCCGAGGCCGAGGCCCCGCAGCCGGAAGCCAACCUCCCGCGCCGCCUUCUGCCCGGACAUCGCUCGCCGCCGCCGCCGCCCUGCCUCCCCUCAAACUUGAACUUGGACUCGGAAGCCGACCGCUCGCACGACGACGCUGAUGCUGUCUUGCUCCCGGACUGGGAGGUCCUUCUCCUUGCUGACGCUGAGCCUGGCUCCAAGGCGACGUGCGCCUUCCAGGGUGGGGCUUCGUCCCCGGCGAGAGCGCUCGGGAGGCUGCCGGGGUCGGGCCGCCACGCCUACGUCUGCCCAAUGCCCGAGCCUGCCCGGAGCAUCCAGCCGCUCCAAGCACCGGUGCUGCUCCCCACCUCGGCUGCCUCUGCCGAUUGUCCUGGCCACGCGCUGCUGAAUUGGACAGAUCGGAUCGCGUUCAGCUCUGCAACUCUGGACAAUGGGGACGUUCUGGUGUUUGCCAAGGGUGUUAACCACGCUGCUGGUGGAGUCCAGUGCAUCUAUCGCCACUGCGGCGAUGCCCAUGGGGUGGUGGCCUCGUUCCCGGCCAUCACGUCCGUGCAGCAGGUUACCCGGUGCCCUCCGCCACCGAUGCAUCUCAACUCCAGGAACACGGAGCUCCGUAUCACUGUGUCAGCCACCGGCGAGGAUCCGAUCCCCUCACUGGCGACUUACCGUCCACAACAGAGUGAAAGUGGCUUGCUGCUGACACCAGAAAAGAACCUGAUUUGCGCAUGCACCAUGGUACACAAUGUCUCGAAAUUCCUUCGUGAGUGGGUGCUGUACCAUGCCGCUGUUGGCGUUGAUCACUUCUUCCUGUAUGACAACGGAAGUCUGGAUGACUUCGCUGAUCAAGUCGCUCAGUUGAGGUCCACCGGAAUCAAAAUCUCUACCGUGCCUUGGCCGUGGAUCAAAAUGCAGGAAGCCGGCUUCUCCCAUUCUGCUGCAACGCACCAGCGCUCUUGCAAGUGGAUGGCCUUUAUUGACGUCGACGAAUUCAUUUUCUCGCCCAACUGGAGUGGAUCUGAGCAGCCAUCGAAAGCAAUGCUUCAAGCUCUUGUUUCAGUUGAUCCAGACAUCGGGCAGGUAUAUCUGUGGUGCUUUGAUUUUGCCCCAUCUGGCCAAACAUCACACCCACAGGAGGGUGUCAUCCAAGGAUACACAUGCCGUCGGAAGCAGAUUCUUCGGCACAAAUCGCUGGUUCGGCUUGAUGCCGUCGACCAUUCUUUGGAGAAUGCGAUUCACCACUUCACACUCAAGGCUGGUUUCAAGAGCAUAUGGAACUUUCAGGCACGUGUCAACCACUAUAAAUACCAGGCAUGGACUGAAUUCAAGUCCAAGUUCAAACGGCGAGUAUCUGCCUACGUGGCUGACUGGAGAGAUCCGAUCAACCUUGAGUCCGCUGACCGGGCCCCUGGUUUAGGAGUUGACGGAGUUGAACCGGUUGAUUGGGCACAAAGGUAUUGCGACAUCAAGGAUAACCUGCUUCAGCAAUUGAGCAGAAGAUGGUUCGGCAAUGGAUUGGGAAGUCCGGGCUCUCAGGAUACUUAGGCUUGGCCAUAUCUGUAAACUGCGAUUGUCUAGAAGGAUCUAGAGGUAUUAGAGAUGAAAUUGUAAUAUAGUUUAAACUUGUCUCUUUGCCUCCCAAGAUCAAUCUAGGAACCAACCUGUACAUCGCUUGCCACGUUCGGCACCUAUAAAUAAACAUCAGGCGGCCUCCAAUGGAGCUGUAGCGGUUCAUCGCCACCGCCGUCUCUGAGGAAUUCCUGUCCAGCACUGACAAGGAUGGGAAGCAGCACUGACAACAUUCAUAAGGUUCAAAGGGUGGCAGUUUAAGUUUGCUGAAGGUUUGGUAUCACUUCUGCUCCAGGUAGGAGAUCUUCGAGCAGGAUACCAUGUACAAAAGGUUUGCUACUUAAUUCUCUAAAAAACCGUGCUUCCGCACCACCAUCCUGUGGCACGAGGCCUGAUCCAAUGAUUUCAGAGAACAUUUACUAUGUUUAUGGAUCACUACAUGUUCUGCUGGAACAAGGUAAGUCAUUUCAAAGGAAUCUUUGAAUCAGAGGGAUGGCAAGUUUGAUGCACUGAUUGCUGUCAAAUGGGCCGAGUUAAUUCUUUCCUCCAGAUACGCUAUGGAUAAACAUAAAGCCUUGCAACAUUGAUGGUGUUGCAAAAUCUUUCUUGCAACAAGAAGGAUGUUGCAAGAAAAAAAUCAUGAUCGGUUGUUCACCGCGAACGAUGGUGAGGGACAAGCGGCAGCGCCCGUCCCCGCCGUCGCAUCGCCGGUGGCGAGCAUCGAACCUUAGACCAUGUCGCCUCGCUGCCAUCCUCCUCUCCGGCGAGGUGGGGUACCGUGUGCGGGCGACGGUCGUGAUGGAGGUGGGCGGCAACGGCAACCACAGCACCCGAUCACCUGUGGCGUGUACGGUUGCCGGCGCUGGUGCCAAAGCGUCGGGUGAUGCUUGUGGGAUCUGGAUGUCGCCCCAUGACAGUUUUGUCCUCGUCUUCGUCGGUCCGCACCAGACCAAUUGUUACGGUGGUAAAAUUGUAACAAUGGGUCUGUUGCAAACCUGAAUGGUAGUAGCCCAUGGACCGCGUGGCUUGUAGAGAAGACGGCAGACAUGAAAGCUGCGAUCUGCCGGCUGAACUAGAGCAUUUUCCUUAUGAAAAACCCUUGAAUAGUUAUGAAGAAAUACUCACUUUUCAGUCCUGGUUCAACUAUGACUGCAUGUUGUGAUGUAACCAUGCAAGGAAGAAACCACGAGUCGAGAUGAAUCACUUGCGUGAGAUUCCGAUUAGCCGAUCCAGUUCUAUGGCUGGACCUGAAGCCUCGAAGGCCGUUUGCACGGAGAUGCCUGUUGAGCUGCUAAUGUUGACACGUAACAUAUUUGUUGUACACUAGUAUACACGUUCAGUUGUACUCUCCUACUCCCUCUGCACCAUAAUAAUUGUAGUUGGGGAAAACUAGUUUAGUUGUCUCUAAUUAUAAAUAUUAUGGUACGGAGGGAGUAGAAUAUAAUAUAAGAUUUUAUAGAUAACCCAGGCCUGCGUGCUGCCUCUCUGGGGCUCCCUUCCGUGUAUAACUAUGUAAUCUGUGCUACGAUGGAAUACAAAGAGAAUAAUUUUUUCGUCUA